UCUAUAAAUUAAUGUAGAUAUGUUCCUCCACUCCUUGCAUUGGAAUUCAAAUUUUUUAUAAUGAAUCAUAUGGAUAGAGGCUUGUAUUCAGCUCUCAUUGAUGAUGACGUUGAUUUCCUAAGGGGAAAGGAAUGGCUUGAAGUCUGUGAUCAACUCACACCUACAAAUAAUUCGGUGCUUCAUGUUGCAUGCCAACACGGGAGUCACAAAUGCGUGCAAGAGAUACUUGAACGUGCGGAUGAAUCACUACUAUUUAAGCCCAACUCGAGAGGCGAGACAGCUCUUCAUCUAGCAGCAAGACAGGGGCACUACGUUGCGGUUAAACCACUUAUUAGUAAAGCCAAGUCUUCGGACCAGCAAUCUGAUGAUCUCGAAAACACAACUACGGCGCUGCAAAAUCUGAUUAGAGCACCUAAUGUGGAAUUUGAAACUGCCUUGCAUGCGGCAGUUCGAUACAAUCACGAGAAAGUAGUUGGAGUGUUGGUAAAAGCGGAUCCAGGUUAUUCGUAUCCUCGGAACAAGUCUGAUGAAACUCCACUUUACCUGGCUGCCGCUAGGGGUUAUGCUGGUGUGACCAAAGUAAUUCUCGACAACUGUGAAUCGCCGACGUUUGGCGGUCCUCAUGGACGAACUGCCUUGCAUGCUGCCCUAAUGAGUUUUAGAGGAAGGGAAUGCAUGAGACUUCUGGUGAGAAGCAACCCAGACCUCACGGAUGUAUUAGAUAAUAAUGGAUGGUCGGCGUUUCAUUUUGCGGCUGAUAACGAUCUACCGUAUUCUGUUGACUUUUUAUUAUCGUGGGCCAAUAUAAAUGUGGCAUAUAUAGCUGAUAAAAAAUACAAGAAGACAGCUUUUCAUGUAGCAGCAUAUAAAGGAUACACGAAUGUGAUUGAGAAAUUUUUAGAAUAUUUACCGGAUAUUGUGGACAGUGUAGAUGGAAAUGGUCAAAAUAUAUUGCAUAUAGCCAUCAAGCAAAACCAGAACUUCCUUUUGAAAUUCAUUUUAUCAAAAACUUGGAAAUUUGAUACUUUAAAUACACUUAUGAUACAAAAAGACAUAGAAGGGAAUACGCCACUUCACCUAAUUGCCAAGCUUGGAUAUUAUAUUCCUGAAUUGCGGGAAUGGAUACAGAAGACGGACCAGGAAGUAGUAGACAACACAAAUUUGACUCCAUCAGAAGCGCUUUACCAGUAUUAUUCUCCGGUCAUCAGGGAUGAUGAGGAAGUGGGUGGAGUACAUCCCAAGAGAGACAAUUUUUAUUAUUUUUGGAACGACUGGUGUGGCGGUAAGUUGACAUUCAUGGAUAGAUCUGAUCUCAGAAGUGUCAAAGUAAGGAUCGAGAUGCUUACACAACAGGCGAAUACACACAUGAUAGUGGCUGCACUUGUGACCACAGUAGCCUUAACAGCAGGAUUUGCCAUGCCAGGUGGUUUUAAUGGCACUCUAGGACCCGAUCAAGGCUCCCCAUUACUUCUAAGAAAGCCUGCUUUUAAUAUAUUUGUGGUUGCGGAUACAGUCGCCCUCUUAUUUUCAAUUUCCUCUCUGUUUCUUUACUUCUCAUUAUCAUUCCAUCGCAAGAAGAAGGCCUUUUUUACCUUGUUCGCAUUUGCAGUAACGCUCAACAUUGCCUCAAUUGCAGCAAUGAUGGUGGCUUUCAUCGCAGGGACUUAUGCGGUGCUGUCACACUCAUUAGUUCUGGCCAUUGCUGUUUCUUUCCUCUCUUCUUUAUUUCUUCUCCUUGUCUUUCCUCUUAGCUACAGAACUUUCAUAACCAUGUUAAGAGUUCCUAUAGGUCGAAUACGUUCGUGGCUUCGCCCGGUGUAUCGCAAUAUUAGAAAUUACUAUGGAAAUUUGGUUUUUGUGCGGAGGAGGCCCCCCUUCGAUAUUGAUUUUGUGAGGAGGCCAAGCUCACCAGCGAGCGACGGUCAUUCCAGCUCUGUUCGUACAGACUCAUCAGUCUGAACUGUAAAAUAAUACUCUCAGAAAUUUUAUCCUGUCAAGCACAUUUUAACAAAUUUUACAAGAUGGUCCUUUCUGUGCGGCAAAUAAAUGAAAUCUACUACCCCCAUUUUUGUAUUAUUACAGUGAUGAAUUGUAAUCUGCUAUUAUAAUCACUUAACCGAUCAAUGAUAUUUAA
Daucus carota subsp. sativus is the source of this 2134-nucleotide messenger RNA. RefSeq names its product ankyrin repeat-containing protein At5g02620-like. The record is from RefSeq and is a predicted model, not a curated record. Bases 61 to 1959 code for a protein of 632 amino acids. Lineage: Eukaryota; Viridiplantae; Streptophyta; Magnoliopsida; Apiales; Apiaceae. Gene Ontology annotation, cellular component: plasma membrane. The transcript has 3 exons. Gene Ontology annotation, molecular function: protein binding.